Messenger RNA from Myotis davidii, 1506 nucleotides. It is a transcript of the gene PAX7, whose product is annotated as paired box 7. The record is from RefSeq and is a predicted model, not a curated record. Gene Ontology annotation, biological process: regulation of transcription by RNA polymerase II; anatomical structure development. Lineage: Eukaryota; Metazoa; Chordata; Mammalia; Chiroptera; Vespertilionidae. Gene Ontology annotation, molecular function: DNA-binding transcription factor activity, RNA polymerase II-specific; RNA polymerase II cis-regulatory region sequence-specific DNA binding.
AUGGCUGAACUGCCACAGCUCCAAACCCUGGGCGUUCAGAGCUGUCAGGGGUCUUGGAGCUCAAGAAACACUAGAGUCAAGGGGUGCACGGGGUCUCCCCCGCAUCCUCACCGGUGCCUCUCCCCUCCCCUCCCGCCCGCAGUGUCCACUCCGCUGGGCCAAGGCCGGGUCAAUCAGCUCGGCGGUGUCUUCAUCAACGGGCGACCCCUGCCCAACCACAUCCGCCACAAGAUCGUGGAGAUGGCCCACCACGGCAUCCGGCCCUGUGUCAUCUCCCGCCAGCUGCGCGUCUCCCACGGCUGUGUCUCCAAGAUCCUCUGCCGCUACCAGGAGACCGGCUCCAUCCGGCCUGGGGCCAUCGGAGGCAGCAAGCCCAGACAGGUGGCGACCCCGGAUGUGGAGAAAAAGAUUGAGGAGUACAAGCGGGAAAACCCGGGCAUGUUCAGCUGGGAGAUCCGGGACCGGCUGCUCAAGGACGGGCACUGCGACCGCAGCACCGUGCCCUCAGUGAGUUCGAUUAGCCGUGUGCUCAGAAUCAAGUUCGGGAAGAAAGAGGAGGACGACGACGGGGACAAGAAAGAAGACGAUGGGGAGAAGAAAGCCAAACACAGCAUCGACGGCAUCCUGGGCGACAAAGGGAACCGGCUGGACGAGGGCUCAGACGUGGAGUCGGAACCGGACCUCCCUCUGAAGCGCAAGCAGCGCCGCAGUCGGACCACGUUCACGGCCGAGCAGCUGGAGGAGCUGGAGAAGGCCUUCGAGAGGACGCACUACCCGGACAUCUACACCCGCGAGGAGCUGGCACAGAGGACCAAGCUGACUGAGGCGCGCGUCCAGGUCUGGUUCAGUAACCGCCGUGCGCGUUGGCGUAAGCAGGCAGGAGCCAAUCAGCUGGCAGCAUUCAACCACCUUCUGCCCGGGGGCUUUCCGCCCACCGGCAUGCCCACGCUGCCCCCCUACCAGCUGCCGGAUUCCACCUACCCCACCACCACCAUUUCCCAAGCGGACACCAGCUCCGCUUAUGGAGCCCGCCACAGCUUCUCCAGCUACUCCGACAGCUUCAUGAACGCAGCGGCGCCCUCCAACCACAUGAACCCCGUCAGCAACGGCCUGUCUCCUCAGGUGAUGAGCAUUCUGAGCAACCCCAGCGCGGUGCCGCCGCAGCCGCAGGCCGACUUCUCCAUCUCCCCGCUGCACGGCGGCCUGGACUCGGCCUCCUCCAUCUCGGCCAGCUGCAGCCAGCGGGCGGACUCCAUCAAGCCAGGGGACAGCCUGCCCACCUCCCAGUCCUACUGCCCACCCACCUACAGCACCACCGGCUACAGCGUGGACCCCGUGGCUGGCUACCAGUACGGCCAGUACGGCCAGAGUGAGUGCCCGGUACCCGGCAUCCCCCUCCCUGCCCCCCGCUCAUUUGUAGAGAGCUGGAAGGUGUUGUUGUGGGGGGAGGUGCCCAUUUCACAGAUGAGGACAUUGAGGUCCCGAAAGGAGGAACAGCUGUUCUAA